Messenger RNA from Pocillopora verrucosa, 1019 nucleotides. The record is from RefSeq and is a predicted model, not a curated record. NCBI's taxonomy places the organism in Eukaryota, Metazoa, Cnidaria, Anthozoa, Scleractinia, Pocilloporidae.
AUGGAGAGUGGCCAUCUUCUCGACAACGCAAUAUCGGCAUCGACGUAUUAUGACUCUAGACACAUCCCGCAGUUCUCGAGACUUAAUAAGAUCCCCAGUUCAGGCAAGGCGGGGGCCUGGUGCACACGUACAAACAAUGGUAACGAAUGGCUGCAGGUCAACUUUGAGCGGGAAACAUCUGUUACAAAAGUGGCUACUCAGGGGAGGUAUGACGCCGAUCACAGGUUGACGAGCUACAGUUUGUCGUAUAGUGUGGACGGCUCUCACUGGGCGUGGUACAGACUUUCGGAUGGAGAUAUCAAGGUGUUUGGUGGUAACAUCGACCGCAACACUCCAGUUUAUCAUCCCCUUCAUUUGCCGAUUCAAGCCAAAUAUCUUCGAUUCCACCCCAAGUCAUGGUAUGGUCACAUCUGUACCAGAGCAGAGGUCUAUGGCUGCCAAGAAGGAUCACAUUGUUCCCUUUCUCUCGGACUCGAAGAUGGCCGAGUUUCAGCCAGUGCUAUGUCUGCCUCGACUAUUUACAGCAGUUCCUGCGCUGCUAGUUUAGGCCGUUUGAAUCUUGCGGCUGGUUCAGGUAAAGUGGGAUCCUGGUGUGCUAAAAGGAAAGACGUCAAUCAAUGGUUACAAAUUGAUCUUGGCAGCCCUACGACCGUUACUAAAGUAGCCACCCAAGGAAGGCAGGACUCAUCUCAAUGGGUAACGAGCUACUCACUAUCUUACAGCUUGACCGGCUCUUACUGGGUUCAGUACACUGUGCGAGGGAAAAAGAAGGUUUUUCGGGGAAAUUUCGAUCGUAAUACCAUUGUUGUCCACCAGACCUUCCCACCAAUCCAUGCCCGGUUCGUCCGCAUUCAUCCUUUAACUUGGCAAGGCCACAUCAGCAUGCGUACUGAGUUGUACGGUUGUCCUAUCAGGGGCAUCUAAGGGGAAGAAAGCUCAACGAGGAAAGUCGCCGAAAGAGUAUCGACUCGGCCAGUAAAAACCCAUGAAGGAGAUGUAAAGGUUAUUUUUGUCAGAGA